GCUUUGCUUUGCGAUUCGAAGCGUGUGCCACUGAUUUCGCUUUGACUGUUUACAAAAUAUCUACCGAUCGAUCGGCGGAACGGUUUUUCGCGAAAAAUGGAAUUUUUACGGGAAAUUUGAGUAUUUUCCGGAGCGCGUUCGUUAGUUUGUGAUUUGUUGUAAUCGGGGUAGUUACUGAAAGUGUUCGUGUGUAGAAAAAGAGUGGAUAUUCGCUUAGUUUCGGUGUUUUUGUGGGUGUUUUCAGUCAGUGCAAAUUAGAAGUAGAAAGAUGAAGCUCGUAACGGACGCUAGCUGUGAGGCGCUGGAACCGGUCCGGAUUGCCAUUCGCGAACGUCCCAUCGGAGGGGAUGAAGAAGCUGUGGAAAGUAUUAUUCAGCACCACAGUGCGAAUGAUCAGAUUUUGAUUGUGGACGAACGGCCGUUUGCGUUCGAUUAUGUGUUCCGGCCGGAAUCCUCCCAGGCGCUGGUUUAUGACGCGUUGAUUCGCCCGCUGGUGGUGAAGAUGAUUAAUGGGUUCUUCUGUACGGCGCUGGCUUACGGGCAGACUGGCACCGGCAAGACCUAUACGAUGGGUUUGCAGUGGGACCACAGCGGACCGCACGACAUCAAUCGGGGAAUGAUUACGAGGGCGUUGGAUCAAACGUUCGAGCUGCUAAAGGAAUCACGGGAUCAGGAGGAAUACGAGAUUCAAGUGUCGUUCAUUGAAAUUUACAACGAGAAGAUUUACGAUCUGUUGUCGGAUAAUUCGGCCGAGCCGGUCAAUACGAGGGGAUUAAAAUUCAACGGUGGAACGAAAAAACUAGUGACCCGGGCCAAUCAAGCGCAGGACAUCCUGCUGGAAGGGAACAAGAAUCGUCACGUUCGACCGACCAAAAUGAACACACUGAGUUCGCGGUCGCAUGCCAUUUUCAGUAUUCACGCUUCGGUGGUGCAUGACGAUACGCAAAUAGUUUCCGCCCUGCAUCUGGUGGAUUUGGCUGGGUCGGAAGGAGUUCGCCGUACUGGACAUCAAGGAGCGGCCCUAGCCGAAGGAGUUCACAUCAACCAGGGUUUGUUGAGUAUCGGAAAGGUGCUGCAAGCACUCUCCAUUGGAAGCAAAGUUAUUCCCUAUCGGGACAGUAUUCUCAGUACGGUGCUGCAGGAUUCGUUGAAUUCGAACUCCUAUCUGACGCUGCUGGCCUGUGUCAGCCCGAUGCCGGAGGAUCUGAGCGAGACGCUGUCAACCAUUCGGUUUGCCCAGGGGGCCAAGACGCUGAAGAACAAUCCGCAGAUCAAUGCCAUUGCGGCGGAACUGAAGGCAAAAGAACGCGUUCGCACGCCGGCCAAAAACUACGUCCCCGGAUCCGGUGCGCUCAGAGCCAAAAACCUGAACCCCAAAACGCCCAAAUCGGCAGCCAAGCGGCCGAACGGAGCCGCAGGAUCAUCGGUCAAGAAGGUCCACAGCAACACGUUCUGCACCCCGAGCAAAAUUCGCAAACUGGACUAUGGCAAGCUCAAUUCGACCAUCGCGCCGGGCACUUUCAACAAACCGGCUCCACCACCACCACCACCUCCACCAGCACCAGCCGCGCAGCCAGCAGCUCCGGUGAUUGUUGCUCCGCCGACCAAAGCGGCACUGCAGAAACACUGCACAGCAAUGAUGCCUCCUCCGUUACCGGCCGUGCCUCGGUUCAGUGAUCUGUUGGAGAAGGAUUUCGAUAACCUACCGGCUGACUCCCGAUCCUCGAUGUUCAGCCUGAAUCUGUCCAGUUCGACCUCGGUGGAUCAGCCGAUUUCCGCCUGCAGCAGUGUGAUCACCCAGAGUACAAAUUCCAGUUACAGUCCCAUCGUGAAGAAGUGCAUGGAAACCUUCGAGGCCACCAUCGAACAAAAGCUGGCGCAAAUGUUCGAAAAGAUCCAACACAUUCAACCGGCUGCGCCGGCUAUUGCUCCCCCAGCACCUUCAGUUGCCCCCUCCUCUGAACCGAUUCUGAUCGAUUGCACCAAUUCGGACGCCGAUCGCCGGACAACCGCAACACCGGCAGCGGCAUCUUCCUCUUCGAUUCCAGCCGCUUCCUCUGCCAUUCCGUGGGACCUGAUUCGUCGGGAAAUUCAGGACGCGAUCCGUUCCGAAAUGAGCACCAUCAACGAGUCCUCCCAUCUGCCCAAGUACGAAAGCACGCCCUGCCAGGGACAGCAAAGCGAACCACGUACGGUUCCAGCUUCCAAAAGCGUCGUUAAACAGCGAGUUAAUCCUGCCCUGCAGCGUCUGAGGGAACAAGCUAACAUGUCAGCGAACGAUUCCGCCGGCGAAGGGGGACUGAACGGCACGAUUGUGGCCAACACCAAGACUCCGCGUCGAUUCGAAGUCAUCAGCGUGGACAGUGACGAAGAGGAUAACGCCGAUGAAAAUGGGGUGGUCGUGCGACGAAGACGAUCCGGAAGGCUGUCCGGUCAGCGUCAGCCUUUCGGAGAGAUUGACGCCAACGUCAGCUACAAGCAGGACACUACGACAACGACCAAGACCGUACAGAUUACGAGCGAAGAUACCUACCUGUGGCAGGUGGACAACGGGCAGGUGCGUCGCCGCAGCACACGGAUCUCGAUGCGCAGGACAAUGGCUCACCAGCACAAGAAAGGAUGCUGUCAGUCGGCUAAGAAGAAGAAACCGCGCUUCGAACCGUUGAUCGAAGACGAGAAGGAGAAUCUUGAGCAGCAUAAUGUCACGCAUCGUAGCAAGGCGAUGCCGCUGACCAUCAGCAAUAAGGUGAUCGCCGGAUACUUCCAAACGCCGGGCGGUGGCAAGAAGGAGCCCAAGAUGACUGCUCUGAAGCAUGGCAAGGCCGUAUUGGACCUGGUCAACCGAGGUAGCAUCAAGGAAGUGCAGAUCCUUCCCACUGUAGGGCUGAAAAUGGCCUACCAGAUUGUCACUCAUCGCACCAUAAACGGAAAGUUCAAGAAGAUCGACGAUCUGGCGAAGCUUUUUGUCGGAGGCAAAAAGUGGAACAAAUUUUGCGAGGCGAAUUAUCUAUCCUAGAAAGCUACUUAGCAAGCGGUAGCAAGCGAACUAGUGCGCAAGCUGUGAGUUGUAGCGUAAUCUUCUGUGUGGUCUCGUAUAUUUUCCUCAUAUAUCAACUUGAUUUUAAGCCUGGUAGGUAAGUUCAUUCCGCUUCCAUUACGAAUUCAUCUGUCGACGCACCUUCAUUUGCAAGCAAACCCACCUACUUAUAAUAGAACUUUCGUAGAAGAAAGACAUUUAUUCCAGAAGUAUAAUUAUUUUACAGACGUAGCUUUUCAAACCGAACUUUCACAUACCUGUAGUACCCUCAGCGUACCAAUAGCCGCUCGUGUUCCAAUAGCCGCUCACGAGCUUAGAAAUGAAGGAUAUUUGCAAAAAUACAAUGUUUUUAUCACGGUUAUUCAAAAUAUGCGUGCCGAAUUACAGUUGCACGGGGAGGACUGCACAUAUUUAUGUCAAAAAACAUUCGGUUCAUGACGGUGAGCGGCUAUUGGAACACGAGCGGCUACUGGUACAUUGACGGUAGUUUAAAUAAGUCGAUCAUCGAAUCGGUGAGGUGUAUUUUGAUAUGUUUUUGAUUUGUGUAAGAAACUUAAGAAUGUCCAAUGUCUGGGCGGUGAAUAUGUACUAGCAGUAAGCUCGUGUGAGUUCGCAGAUGUCUUAUAAUUGAAUAUAUUUGUCUAAGUUUCUUCUUUCCUGGAUUCAA
Molecule: messenger RNA, 3704 nt
Organism: Aedes albopictus (Asian tiger mosquito)
Lineage: Eukaryota; Metazoa; Arthropoda; Insecta; Diptera; Culicidae
Product: kinesin-related protein 5
Exons: 5
Coding region: 269-3016 (915 amino acids)
Biological process (GO): microtubule-based movement; mitotic spindle organization; spindle elongation
Cellular component (GO): microtubule associated complex
Molecular function (GO): ATP binding; microtubule binding; microtubule motor activity
Source: RefSeq, a predicted model, not a curated record